Messenger RNA from Durio zibethinus, 834 nucleotides. RefSeq lists its product as uncharacterized. The record is from RefSeq and is a predicted model, not a curated record. NCBI's taxonomy places the organism in Eukaryota, Viridiplantae, Streptophyta, Magnoliopsida, Malvales, Malvaceae.
UAAAUCUAUGUGACGAAACUUUGGAAUCACAAGAAAAACUAAUAGCCAAAACUGUAGAAACCUCCCUACUCCAGUGACUCAAAACUAUCAUGGCUGGUGCUGCUAAUCGACGGACAACUUUGAAGAUUACGAAUUCGACUAGAGAUGUAGCAAGGCUGUUCUCACAUAUGGAUUGGGCCGGGUUUGAACCAGUCCCACGGGGGAUUCCGGCUGAAAAGACCAUUAACUUUGAGCACAUGGCUGACGCUCGAGGUUCAAGAGGAGCUGUUGUGUAUGAAGUCGGGAAUGGGUAUCGGUGGCUUCUUGCCUGGGCCAACCAGCCGUCCUGGGCCGGCCAGACGCCUGUCGACAACCAGGUCUAUACUAACAUUCUUGAUGUCUGGGAAAAUAUUAAUUGGGAUGAUAUCAGUAGCCUACUCGACCGAGCUAACUCCACCAGUAAUCACGCUAGAGACGGAUUCACCUCAGCUGCAACGAUUGAUCCAAACGGUCCUGAGCCAAUACUUAGGGCAGAACUCGUACAAGUUCCUCUGGGUAACUAGUAAGCUGGCUUUGCUCGAUGCAUUUGCAUACGAGCAAACUGUGGUCGGUUGGCUGUCAAAAAUAAUAAUGUGCCAUGUGCACAACUAGUAAUUUAUUACUACUAUCAAAAUAAAUAAAUUUGACAGCAAGCUUCUUAUGCGUGCUUAGUGUGUGUAUGUAAUGUACUAAUGUGAAAUAUUUCAGAUUAAUCCCUGAAUUAAGAAAGGCCAUGAAGCCCAUGCCUCAUGCCAUGCGCCUGUAUACCUAGCUAUCUGUAAUAUUUCAUCAUAAUAUAUAACGAAUAAUGCAAGG